CAAGGCUGAAACAGCCAUCUCUGCUUGCGUUUGUAGUUCAUAUUUUGUACAUACCUGUCGCUAAAGUCACACACGUUUCGAGCGAAAGGUAAUGAACAGUUUUAAAUGAACAAUAUAUGAAUGAGUGAGGGUUACUGAAUUUUGGGAUAGUAAAAUCAUAUUUCAUCUGAUGUAAAAAUUGUAAACACGUUUCUGUUAUAAGAUAUUCUUCAUUCAUUAUGAACGAUUCUACAAUAAAUUCAUUUACCAAAAAACAAUUAGGUGAAAGAAUAAAAGCUAGAAAAAAGAUGAGUAAGGCACAAAUACAAUUAGCAAUUAUUAAAAAAAAGCAAUGCGAUGCUAGAGCUUUAAAAAUUGUUGAACAACUUUUGGAACCUAUUGUUGAAACACAGUGGCUCCUUCAAAAUUUGCAACAUAUCAAUAAAAGUCAUAUGGAAGAUGUAAUCGAAGAAAGAGCAAUAGUGAAAUUAUGUGGUUAUGUUCUUUGCAAAAAUCCUAUAACAGUAAUAAUUACUCAAAAAUUUCAUAUAUCUACAAAAAGAAACAAAGUUUAUGAUGUUACGCGUAGAAAGAAUUUUUGUAGUUCAUAUUGUUAUGGAGCAUGUAAUUAUCUUCUUGAACAAAUGCUUACUAGUCCACUUUGGUUAAGAGAACAAGAGGAGAUACCAGUGUUUCAUUUAUUAUCUUCAAAUCUUCAGACAAAAAAAGAUAUGCUUGGAGAUGAAGUAUACGUAAAUGAUAUUCUAUCAGAAAAUGAUAAAGAAUAUGUAGAACCUGCUGAAAAAUUUGAAGAAGCAGAAAGUCAGAUAUUAGACGAAGUAACAAAUAUUUACGAUAAAUUACCGAAAAGCAAUGAUAAAGUAUCAAAUAUUAUAUCAAAUGAACAUACAAUUUUUGAAAAUACAUCUUCAGAAUAUUCCGUACCGAAAAACGUACAAACAGAAGAUUUUAAAAUGCAUGAUAAUAAUUUGAAAAGUUAUCAAGAUACAAUAGGUAAUAUAAAAGCAUCUACUUUAUCUACAAACAUUAAGUGUUCUAAUGAAACUAAUGAAAACUGUAAUGAACAGACUGAAAUUAUUCAAAAAUACUAUGAAAUACCUAUUUUGGCAAAAAAUUCUAAAACAUUGUUAGAUUGUGAGAAACGUGAUAAAAUAAUAGAAAAUACGUCUAAUAUACAAAUAGUUGAAAAGAAGUGCGAAGAAGAUAAGAAAAUUAACGAAUUUAUAAUAAUCAAACAAAAUAUCUUAGACAAAAAAGAAUAUCCUAUUGAAAAUGAAAAAGAUAAAUAUGAAAAUGUACAAAAAAUGAACAAUAAUAAAGUAACAAGAAAUGCAUCCACAAAAAAUAUGAGAAAAAAGAAAAUAUCUGAAGAUUCGGAACAGUCUUCUACCAAAUUUUAUGCAUUAACUAUGCGAGUUGAGAAGAGUGUUAAAGAAUGGAUUACAGAAGAUACUAUUUCUUUUUUACAAGGAGAUUCUGAUAUAAGAUUGCAAUUAAUGGAAAAUUUUAUUCAACAUGAAAGAUAUGUACAAUUAUGUAAAAAGUUAAAUAAGUUACAACUACAAGAUGAGAAAGAAGAUUGUAUAGAUUUAUCUAGUAAUACAUUAAAACCAUUACCUCAUUUUUCUAUAUUGCAAGAAGAAGCAGAUAAAAUUGAAUUAAAGGUGCAUGCGUUUUACGAAGGACGUAUGGUAAUAGAUCAACCUAAGAAAGUUGUAGAAAAUAAUGAAACAUGUACAUCAUAUCCUAUAUUGCCUUUAAUAGAUGCACAUGCACCCAAGGCAUUACGUCGUAAGAUCUUUUUGGAUAAACUUCAUAAAAUAUUACCAGAUUUGUUGCGCAUGUUAGCUGAUAGUACUCGGUGUUAUACAAUAAUGGAGUACAUAAAUGACAACAGUAGUAAUACAUUAAUAAAAGGCUUAGUGAAUACGUUUUCAUUAUCUGCUUCAAAUAUAAUUUUCAAAACUGCUGAAUGGACUCUUGUAGGACUGAUAAUUAUUAAAAUGUUAAGCAUAAUGGAUCCACAAUUGAAAAUCUUAUUAGCAACAAAACAAGCAUCAAUAUAUAUAUCAAUGAAUUUAUAGUGAAUUUGAUAACGCAGUAGGAACACCUGUAAUUGGUGAAGGAGGACAAUCUAACCCUAAACUGUCAAUUUGUGUUGACGGUAAUGGAUCUUGCGUGGUUCGAUUACCCACUUUAUCUCUUAAAGCUUCAUAAAGGAUAUGCACAGCCUCAUUAUGCUAAAAAAAUUAUAAUAUUAAGAAAAUAGUGUAUAAAUGUAUCCUUUGUAAGAUAUAAUUAAAAGAUAUUGAGAAUAAUACCUGACUAGUUGGUUGUAAGGCUUUUAGUAAUGAAUGUAAUCGCGUGGGUGGUAAUUUUGGAUGAAUAUACCAAAGCAACUUUAGUAAAUGACGCGUUACAUUAUCCCUGCUUAAGCCUGCCAGAAAGAAUUCAUCAAAUAUUACAGUACAAAAUGAUUCAUUAGAAAACUCAUCUGCCAUAUUCAAUAUUAAUAGUGAAACCUGGAAAGAAAUAAUACAAUUCUCUACAUAGUUUCUUAAAUAAAUAGAAUGAUUUUUUACAUACCAGAGUAUGUAGAAAAGGAUCUUCAAAAGCACGUUGUGCUUGACAAUUUGGUAAAGUUGCUAAUACUCUCAUUAAACCCCUAGCAUCUCCUCUUCCUCUACCUAUACCACCACCACCUCCUAUAUGUAAUGCAUAAUACAUAGAUAAGACUGCAGCAACACCAGAUAAUUGUGCAUAUGCUUGGCAUGCAUCAGGAGGUGGGCCAGAAUGUUCUAUAAUAGCAAUUGCACUUUCUCUCUCAUCAGGUGGUAGUUUACAAUUUAACUGUCUGAUUUGAUCAUCGACCUACAUAAUAAUAAAAAUAAAAAUUAUACGGAAAAGCUAAAUUAAUAUGUAUACAAAAUCAAAAUAAAUUUUAUACUGAUUAAUAUAUUUAUAAUGAUAUUUACCAUAAGAGACAUUAAUGCUGGUAAAAAUUUUGUAACAACUUGACUAUCAAGUUUUGGUUCUUUGAAAUCUUGUGAGUCAAUCAUUUGCCAGGCAGAAAGACCCAGAGCAAGCAUUCUUAAUAAUAAUACAAGAACAGCAUUUUCUCGUGGUAAUGCUUCACCAUUAAUUAAAUGAAGAGCUAUCUUGAUUGCGCUACUAGCAAGAAAAUUCACUGCAUAUGGAUCACAUAAUGUCAUGCUUAAAUCUCCUAAUACUUGUUCUUGUCCUCUCUAUAUAAAAUUAAAAAUUUCUUCUAUUUCUUAUUAUACUAGACGUUAUUAUAAGUUAUUAUAAUGCUUAAUAUACCUUAAUACUAUCCAAAAAUCCUUGCAAUUCACGAGAUCUUUUCACAUCCACAUUUUUUUCCCUAAUACAUGCGUCUAAACACCAGGUAAAUUUAUGACAAGGAUCAACUGAAAUAAUAUCUUGAACCUAAAUAAAAUGUUAAUUCCGAAUUUGAGGCUGCACAUUUACUUUAAAUUUAUUUUAUCACAAAUCUUAUUGUCUUACCUCCAAAUCAUGCAAGGCCAUUAAUAACUCUGCUCUAAGAGUGCAAUAAUGUAUAUUUUUUGUACGUAAAAAUAAAGUACGUAAAAAUUGCAAUACCAUAUCGUAUAACUUUACACUAUGUCCAAUCAUAUGAGCUAAUUUUUGUACAACUUCUCCUUGUCUUCGUA
This is a messenger RNA of Vespa velutina, 3692 nucleotides long. Its product is annotated as RNA polymerase II subunit B1 CTD phosphatase Rpap2. Gene Ontology annotation, cellular component: cytoplasm; nucleus. The coding region runs from base 219 to 2084 and encodes 621 amino acids. The record is from RefSeq and is a predicted model, not a curated record. Gene Ontology annotation, molecular function: RNA polymerase core enzyme binding; RNA polymerase II CTD heptapeptide repeat phosphatase activity. Lineage: Eukaryota; Metazoa; Arthropoda; Insecta; Hymenoptera; Vespidae. The transcript has 8 exons.